Ornithorhynchus anatinus (platypus) is the source of this 983-nucleotide messenger RNA. It is a transcript of the gene CD3G, whose product is annotated as CD3g molecule. Gene Ontology annotation, biological process: positive thymic T cell selection; cell surface receptor signaling pathway. Bases 102 to 635 code for a protein of 177 amino acids. The transcript has 6 exons. The record is from RefSeq and is a predicted model, not a curated record. Gene Ontology annotation, cellular component: membrane; alpha-beta T cell receptor complex; external side of plasma membrane. Gene Ontology annotation, molecular function: transmembrane signaling receptor activity. NCBI's taxonomy places the organism in Eukaryota, Metazoa, Chordata, Mammalia, Monotremata, Ornithorhynchidae.
GGCCGGAGCUGCGAGGGCGCCGACUUCCUGCUCCGGCCCCUCCACCCCCUCCCACUCCGGAGACCCGCUCGGGCGCGGGGCGAGUCCCGUUGGGCGGGAGCAUGGCAUGGAGCGGGCGUCUGGCCAGCCUGAUCGUGGCAGUCGUUCUCCUCCGGGGUGCCGACUCUGCAAACAGUACAGGCGAAUACCAGAUUUCCGUGAAGGACGACAACCAGGAUGGGACCGUCACACUCGCCUGCAAUGUUCUUAUUAAGAACGCGACGUGGUUUAAGGGUGAUCAGUUCCUGGACAGCCAAAGUAGAAUCUGGAAUGUGGGAAGAAUGGUGAAAGACCCUCGGGGAGUGUAUAAGUGUGCAGACACCUGGAAUGGAUCCGUUCAUUUAUAUUAUCGAAUGUGCCAGAACUGCAUCGAAUUGACCCCCAGCACCCUGUCGGGCCUCGUCCUGGCCGACAUCCUCGCCAUCUUCCUCCUGGCCGUGGGGAUCUACUUUGUGGCGGGGCAGGACGAGGGGCGCACGUCCCGAGCUUCCGACAAGCAGACUCUGUUGCCAAACGACCAGCUGUACCAGCCUCUCGGAGACCGGGACGACGGCCAGUACAGCCACAUCGGAGGCGGCCGGCCCCGGAAGAAGUGAAACCUCCACCUUGGGUCCUCCGCCUCUUCCCUCCCGCUGCUCCUGGGUCUCCCCUCCGUGUACGGCCAAUAAAGUCUCUCCCGCUCUCUGCCCGGGACUGGGCCCAGGCCCAGCCUCUGCUCGGCGUCAGAGCUAGCGUCCUGGGGUCGGGUCGGGUGGGGACGCUUGGCUUGAGGAGGACUGUGGGCUGCCAUUUCUUUCCAAGUCUGUUUAUCGCUAAUUGCUUUGGAAACCAAAGUCAGGACUCUGGCCCGUGCUCUGGUCCUGAAAGAUGCUCAAUAAAUGCCAAUCGUGCGAGACGCUCUCGACGCCAGGAGGCCUCUGGAACCGAUCUGCUUGAGUUCGGAA